Molecule: messenger RNA, 1563 nt
Organism: Trypanosoma brucei brucei TREU927
Lineage: Eukaryota; Euglenozoa; Kinetoplastea; Trypanosomatida; Trypanosomatidae
Exons: 1
Coding region: 1-1563 (520 amino acids)
Source: RefSeq, a predicted model, not a curated record
AUGCAAUGCAAUAUGAAAACUUGGAUAAUUUUAGUUACCUUAUCAUUUUUUUCUCUUGUCGUCACCCGCGCGGUUGUUGCGGACUGCAUACCAGAGAAAAGAAGCACUUUGACAUCUCAAUGUCCCAGUCUUCCCCUGGUGCAUCAUUUCCAUUACCGAUUGGCGCGUCGCAUGUUGCCUUCUUCCCUUUUUUGCAGUGCCCUCUGCCAAAAGCCGUGGUCGUCAUUUGAUGAACAGUCACUUCGUUUGGAGAUGGAGCAAUGGAUUCGCGCCAACCGCACGGUGGGUAUGUUUCCUGAGGCACACAACUUCGUAAUGGAUGAGGUUUUAAGAUUAACCAACAACUUGGAAGGUAUUGCAAAUGACACGGAAGAUGUGAGGACUGUGUAUGCCAAGAGGGUGAAGGAAACGUAUCAGAAUAUGCCGUGGCUAAUGGUUAAACCGGGGAUUAUUGCACAGGCCACUGAAUACUACGCAUGGAAUGUGAGGGGGCGACAUAUUGUGCGCGCCAUUAAUCUUGAGGAACAGGACAGUGAGCCGGAACAAAUUGCCCAUUAUGUGCAGGCAGUGAGGGAGUGGUGGCUGGAAGCACAAGCGGCUGUCGCUCGUGACCGUCAUGUCGGACCUCCGUAUAUUCCAUGGGUGGAUUUGGAGAGACUCAUUGGACCACACAUAGAACCACCGGUAUUGUUUUCCUCUUCAAACUCGACGGGGACGCAUAAUCAGUCCGGUAAAUCUAACAUUGGGCUGCCCAGAGAAUUCUUCAGACGCCGCUCAUAUCCGUACUUACCUCCCCCUCUGGUGACACCUCCUGCAUUGGUGUAUUACUACUCGGAUAACUGUAAACGUUGUAGGGAUUAUAAUAUCAUGUUCGAUCUUCUUCCUUUCCUGUACCGCCGUUUAUGCGAGCAUGGUCACAUGUCUGUUGUGAGCUGUAGUCCGGUGCUGAUGCUUUUCCGUGCAAAGGCGCCGCGAUCUCAAUUACUUGUUCCACGCAUUCGAUUUUAUGGUGUGCCAUGCCGACUGGAGGUGAUCCACAUUGCUCCCACUGUCAAGGUCUUUGCUUCUGAACUCCCGGGGAGACGCUUUUGUGAUCCACUUGAGAGUGUCGAAAUUACAAUUGGAUCCCAAAAGGAUAUCGAGUCGAUGUUAGUUUCUUUGUUUAUACAACUCAUAAGACUCGACGUAAUUAAUAUGCGUGUCGUGACUAAGGAUGCGUUGGAUGACAUGAAGAGGGAGGAAGAGGAGGAAGAGAGGAAUGAUAAGCAGCGGGAACGGUUAACGAAGGGUGGGAACCUUUCUAACGGAACAAAAGAAAAAGGGAAUAAUACGAACAGUAAAAGGCAGCGAAAGGCCUCUUUCAUGACGUUACGUGAUGGUAUUCGAGAAUUGUUGCGAUCACAUGUUAAUGAGACGUGGGGCGGUGGCGCAGAUAUACUUCGGGCGGCUGAUGAGGUGACAUGGAUGCAGGUGUAUCCGAUGUGGUUUAAUAUAUCGGUUAUGGGGCUUGUUGGGUUGUGGGCGGUGUUGUUGCUGUGGCGGUCAUACGUUGAACCAAGUUAA